This is a messenger RNA of Heterotrigona itama, 2297 nucleotides long. Lineage: Eukaryota; Metazoa; Arthropoda; Insecta; Hymenoptera; Apidae. The record is from the annotation of a GenBank genome assembly.
UCGAAGACACGAAGAUGAGAUUUAGCCUGACUCCGCAACCAGGAGAAAGUGGUUUCAUACAAUGGCUGGACGCGAUGAAAAUGGUUGCCAGGUUACCAGGAGGGAUACCGCCGGAAUUUCGAAAGAAGGCGAAUUAUCGUCUGGAUAAUGGAACAGAUUUUAUCGUAUCGCUCAUGUUCUCUCAAAAUUUUCCACAGUUGUGGCUGACGCUGGCGGAACGUCAUCUGGAGCAACGCGGCGUGGAUUGGAAGCAGGCUGAAAAGAUCUGCUUCAACGAGUGGAGUAAUCCUGACGAUGAAGAGCUCGGUAUACAAAUCGUUAAAGAUCUACACAGAACAGGCUGCAGUCUGUUUUGCGGUGCAGCCGGCAGAGACAAUCAAGCGGUGCUUCGUCGGGUUCUGCUCGGUUUCGCCCGAUGGAACAAGUCUGUCGGCUAUUGCCAGGGCCUGAACGUGUUGGCCGCCCUCGUUCUGCAAGUUAUGGAUCGCGCCGAGUCCGCCGCGGUGAAGGUGAUGAUCUACUUGAUAGAGGGUGUCCUGCCGGAGGGUUAUUUCGCGGAUAAUCUGCGCGGCUUGUCGGUCGACAUGGCGGUGUUUCGUGAUCUCCUCCGGGCCAGGUUGCCCAAGCUCUCAAAACACCUGGAGGCGCUACAGAACGACGCGAAGGACAAAGCGACAGGCAGCAGUUACGAGCCACCUCUGACGAAUGUGUUUACGAUGCAAUGGUUCCUUACUCUCUUCUGUCACUGUUUGCCCCAAGAGGCGGUUCUGCGCGUCUGGGAUUUGAUAUUCCUCGAGGGUGACGAGAUACUGCUUAGAACCGCGCUGGCUAUCUGGGAAGGACUUUCUGAUCGUAUCAUGACGGUGACAUCGGCGGACGAGUUUUACAGCAUAAUGGGAGUGCUGACGAGGGAGAUGCUCGAGUUUACGGACACUAAUAACCUUAUAAAGAAUAUCGUCAGUAUGGGGCCUUUACACGGUGUAACAGGGUUGAGAGAGAAACACAGAUACAAUAUCACACCUUGGGCGAGAAAACUGAGCGACGACGACGACAGCGACACGGAGGAGGAUGAAAGGCUGGCUGUAGCUGCUGCGAUGUUCAGCAUGGCACAACGGCUGAAGAAAGAUCGUAUACCUCAAACGAUUGGAGCGCUACAGGCAAUGACACCCAGCAGCGAUCGAGAACGGCUUGCUUUGGACAUUAGCACUCUGAAACAGCAGUACGCCAAGCUGCGUGAACGUCAACGACAGGCGCACAUUAUACUUUCUGCUGCAUGUGCAAGGCAGACCAUGGUACCACCUCCUACUUCUCAGGCCAUGAAUCAUCUUUUAGUGGGCAAAAGCGCGCUCGUGAGUGGGAAGAAUCGACCCCUGAGUCUACCUUCCGGUGCUGCAACGACUAAGACAAGACCCACGACUUUAAAUCAAAACCGAAAGGACAGACAGGGAGUCACGCUUCACUGGAAAGAUACUAAGAAACCGAAACAGAAACCCUCGAAUUCAUCAGCGACGGAAGGCAGCGUUGCAACAAUGCAAUCUGUGGAAGCUGAGCUAGCGUCUCCGAAGAAGAGCAACGGUGACAGCGAUACGGACAGCACGUCGACGGAAUUGUGCGACGAGCCGGACCGGCUCAGCGACGUUGACAGCGAAGACCUAACGUCAGCAUCCGAAUCCUACGUCCCCGGAACAGACGAGGAAAAGAGUUCUCGAGUAGACAGUUCACCGAUUCCUGAGAAGACACUCGAUCGACCUGUUCUCGAGGAGAAGACAGAGCCAAUUAACGCGGAGGUUUCGAGAGACUCGAAAAUUACUAAGGAGAAUUUGGGUGACAUAUCGAUCGCUAAGAUCACCGAUCAAAUAAGACGAUUAUCAGCAGAAGAUGACAAUAACUCGAUGGUUCCUCAAAAAUUUAGCACGCAGAGCAAAGAAUCGCCCGACGAGCAGCCGACAGAAUUAGAGAAAGAAAAAUCGAUACCAGACUUGUCUGCAGAUUAUACAACCCCUGACAGUAAUCUCGUUAAAAAAUCAUUGGCUUUGAACGAAUACGAUUAUCUAAGUUUCGGUGGUAGUACGAUCGGUUCAAAAGAUGAUGAGGUACUGGUGCACGAAAGAUAUCGAUCUAGACAGACGACAGACGAGGUUGCAGUUGUAUCUCCAGACGAAAUUACGACAAUCAAAAAAGAUCAAAUUGAAGACAAAGCAUCUAUGACUAUCAAACAGGAUUCUCUGAACAUGUACUCGAAUUAUUCACCAUCUUUGGAGAAAUACAAUAAAACAGAUAUGUCUACCUUGAAUAAG